Molecule: messenger RNA, 3235 nt
Organism: Limanda limanda (common dab)
Lineage: Eukaryota; Metazoa; Chordata; Actinopteri; Pleuronectiformes; Pleuronectidae
Gene: bcl6ab
Product: BCL6A transcription repressor b
Exons: 9
Coding region: 55-2022 (655 amino acids)
Biological process (GO): regulation of transcription by RNA polymerase II
Cellular component (GO): nucleus
Molecular function (GO): RNA polymerase II cis-regulatory region sequence-specific DNA binding; protein binding; DNA-binding transcription factor activity, RNA polymerase II-specific
Source: RefSeq, a predicted model, not a curated record
UAUUGGCUCCAACAUACUCACAUUUUUGUCUGCAUAUUACAGUAUUGUGACAGCAUGGCCACAACGGCAGAUGGCUGUAUCCAAUUCACACGCCACGCAGGUGACGUGCUGCUCAACUUCAACCGUCUCCGCAGCAGGAACAUCCUGACGGACGUCACCAUACAGGUGGACGGGCAGCCCUUCCAUGCUCACAAGGCCAUCUUGGUGGCCUGCAGUGGCUUCUUUUAUUCCGUAUUCAUGAACCCAGCGAAUGCAGACCUAAGUGCCAUCACCUUAGACCCCAAAGUGGACCCCAAGGGUUUCUCCAUUCUGCUUGAUUUCAUGUACUCAUCCUGUCUGAACCUCAAAGACAGUCUGGUCCUGGCCACCAUGAACACAGCCAUCUAUCUCCAGAUGGAACACGUGGUUGACACCUGCCACAGGUUCAUCAACUCCAGGCAUCACUCUCUCGAUAUGCAGCCUGGAGUGGUACAGACCAACUCAUUACAUCUGGCUGAGGAGAUCUCUGGAUCGAGGCCUGCCGAUGAGAAAGAGCCAGACUUCAGAAACAACCACAUACCAACCAUCUCCCCUUUCCAGGAGUGCCGGGGCACCGUUCCCAAUGUCUUCAGGGGCAUCAACACGUCUGGCUCCUAUCAUGUCUAUGGUGACAUCCAAGGCCAUGAUGGGAAGUUUGAAGACCCCCAUAAGAUUACAACCCUUCCCAGAGGUGGCUCUUUGUCCCAAACACAAUGCUCGCAGGUACUCAACACCAACAUAGCUCACAGUGAAUCCACCACAAUGCUCUCUCACCCAGUGCCAUCACACCCCAGUUGCCCCAAUAAUAUCAUCCAACCAGCAGGAGACCACGAGAGCAAUCACAGGCCUGCCGCUCCAAUGGAGGAAGAAAACAUUCAGCACCCGCAAACCAGUUGCCUGAGGUUGUGUCCGGGCUUUAGCAAAGGUGUGAUUUGUAGCCCUCAGAGCCCACUGAGAUCUGACUGUCAGCCAAACUCACCUACCGAGUCCAGCAGCAGCAGAAAUGCAUCCAUGAGCCUCAAACUGCCCUCGGACUACCCAACAGACACCAAGGCCCGCAACUGGAAGAAGUACAAGUUCAUCGUCAUGAACCAAACUCCUGAUGAGAAUGAAAAAGAGUCUCAGGGAGGCAACGCGGAACCCAUAUCCCUGUCCCCAAUGCUGAGCCCCUGCAGGAGCAUCGGAACAGGUGGAGACAGCGAGGUCCAUUCAGACGAGGGAGCCAGCGAGCACAGAGAAGACAUCCCCAAGUCCCAGAGUGCUGACAGCAGCGGCAGCAGCACAUGCAGCAGUAUCAGUCACCGCAGAUGCUCCUCCUGUGGCUGUGACAGCCCUCCGCGAAUGGAGAUGGAUCACCUGUCUCCAGACUCCUACAGCAGAGAGGAAACUACCAAACUACACAAGUAUUCCUCCUCCAGCUGUGAAAACCACACCUUCUUCUGCAAUGGCUGCGACUUCAAGUUCACAGAUGAAGAUUCCCUCAAAGAUCACAUGGUCCAGGUCCACAGUGACAAGCCAUACAAGUGUGACUGCUGCCAGGCCGCCUUCCGUUACAAGGGCAACCUGGCCAGCCACAAGACGGUUCAUACUGGUUCGAAGCCGUACCAUUGCAACAUCUGUGGUGCUCAGUUCAACCGACCAGCCAACCUCAAAACUCACACCCGCAUCCACUCCGGAGAAAAGCCAUACAAGUGUGAGACGUGCGGCUCUCGAUUUGUUCAGGUGGCCCAUCUUCGCGCUCACGUGUUAAUUCACACCGGAGAGAAGCCGUACCCUUGCGAGAUCUGUGGAACACACUUCCGCCACCUGCAGACACUUAAGAGCCACAUGCGCAUUCACACCGGAGAGAAGCCUUAUCAUUGUGAAAAAUGUGACCUCCACUUCAGACACAAGAGUCAGCUGAGGCUUCAUCUCCGACAGAAGCACGGGGCCGUCACCAACACCAAGGCUCAGUAUCGCAGGACUCCCAGCAGCAUCGCCACAGGCCUGGUGACCUCCUGCUGAGUGGGCCGCAGUCCUCCUAUGUGUCAUUUCUUUCCCCCCCGUUUAACGUAGGCCACCAUGUUGUCAAAAGAGUUUCUAUUUUUUUUCGAAACAGAAACAUAAACACGUAUGCAUUUGUAAAUGAUGCAUAUUACUUUGUGUAAGCUCUUCAGUAUUUGGUAGCUCUUAGUUUAAGAUUGUAGAAGUCCUUGCUUCCGUUGUGAAUGUGUUAAAGCAGAGUGUACAUUUUUGAAUGUGAUUCUGAGCAGGUAUUUCUCUAUUUUACAAAUUACGUAACUGAAUGUCAGCAUUGAAGGACAGUCCUCUUUGUCAUUCGGAUUGAGAAUCACUGUUACAGUUCUGCUUUCGAUUAUGGUAUGAAUUUCCCCAACUAAUGUGGUCAAAGUUCAUGCCGUUACUCAGUCUAUUUUUGUAAAUAAGAUAAUAUAUAUUUCCACAUUGCCAUCUGCUGGCAGAGUACGAAUAUAUUGACUUGGUUUGUGUCACGCACAGUGAGCUUCACUGACUUGAUAACACAAGGGCUUGUUAUUUUGCCAUUUCCCAGUUUGCGCUACAUGUUGUUCAUGCACAGAUUGAGAAAAUUGCUUUGUACAUAUUAUUUUCUCAUUAUUUUUAGGCUUUUGUUCAUAUUUUGCACAUACUCAUAAUGCUGUGAUUCAUAUAUAUUUUCAUACUUUUCAAAUAUUUCUACUUUAAAUGUUGACCCGUUGAAAUUGUUUGUUCAAACCCCAAUGUCCAGCACCUGCUAAAUUCUUAUUUAUAGUCUAUUUUUCUCUUUUCUGUACUUAAUUCAUUUUGGUGCUGCAAUGAUCCAACGUUGCCACAGGAUCAUUAAAGUUAGGUUGUAUUUCAUCUAACCCUAUGUUUUAUAGUGCACCUAUAUGUAUAAGUGUAUUCAUAGUGCCUUACAUUCACACUUUUCUAUUGUCAGACUAGCUAUUCAAGCAUUUACAGUUUGGUAAUACGAAAGAUAUAAGCUGCUUUUGUGAUGUUGCAUUUGGUACUUUGCCUUGUCAUUGUUUGUAUGCAUGUCAGGUACUAAUGUUAUGAAAUCUGACAAUCUGUUGUGUAUCGUUCAUAAGGUGCAGAUACACUCAAGCUAAAACGCUCAGGAAUAUUAGUAAUAUGUAAGCAAAUGUCUUUGCAACUGCAAUUUACAUACAUGUAUAUGUGUGUACAAUAUAUAUAUAUAUAAAAAUAUAUAUAUAUAUAU